Molecule: messenger RNA, 2634 nt
Organism: Colletotrichum karsti
Lineage: Eukaryota; Fungi; Ascomycota; Sordariomycetes; Glomerellales; Glomerellaceae
Product: cytochrome P450
Exons: 5
Coding region: 1-2634 (877 amino acids)
Molecular function (GO): heme binding; oxidoreductase activity, acting on paired donors, with incorporation or reduction of molecular oxygen; iron ion binding
Source: RefSeq, a predicted model, not a curated record
AUGGGACUUACUUCGUUGGCAUGGAGUCCGACUUCUUGGGCCAUUGUUUCUCUCCCUCUGGUCUAUCUGCUAGGCAGCUGGGCUCUUGCAGCUCGGCGGCCGAAAGAUUUCCCUCCUGGCCCUCCCACUGUUCUGGGACUGGGCAACGUUCUGCAGAUUCCGCCAGAAAAGCCAUUUCUCAAGUUCACAGAAUGGAGGAAAACCUACGGUGAUAUUCUGGGUCUCACUGUUGGAUCCCAAAAGAUGGUCGUGCUUCAAACCGCCGAGCACGUCAGGGAGCUCUUCGAGAAACGCGGCGCCAUCUACUCCGACAGACCCGCGCCUUUCCUCACGUCAAAGAUCAUUCACCCAGGGUCCGUCCUCUUCAUCAAUGACCCCACAGUCAAAAAAUGGCGAACGGCGAUGCAGUACAUGUUCAGGCCUACCGAGCUGAAGCGAGUUUUCGAGGUCCAGGCGGCACACUCUGCCAUCUUCAUGCGAAAGCUCCUCGACAACCCUGAAGACUUCGAAGAUCAUAUGAGACAUUGGGCGCUGGCUACUCCGCUGUCUAUCAUAAGUGGACAAAAGGUGGAAGACAGCGGACCGACAUCGACAGCAGUGUGGUACGGCACCCAGGCGAAGUGGCUUCGCUUCAUGACACCGGCCAAGACACCCCCUGUCGACAUUUUCCCCAUCAUGAAGCUAUUUCCCGGGUUUCUUGCUGGAUGGAAACGAGAAGCAUUGGUCUUGAGAAAGCAUAUGCUUCGCUAUGUAUAUCACAUGCUCGAGGGUGCCAAGACACAGCAUGCCAGCAUAUCGAAAGGGCUGCGCGGUCACCGUAACGAGUCCGUUAUGUCGAGACUCAUUACCGAAGGCGAGACUAAUGAGGCUAUACGCAUGGACGAGGAUGAGCUUGCGCGCUUUGGCAGCGGCACCUUGGAUGCGGCGGUCGACACCGUCAUCGCUACAACCCUGAGUUGCGUGCUAUCUUGGGCGGCGUAUCCGGAGGUGCAGAAACGUGUCCAAGCUGAGGUUGACUCAAUUUGGGAGGAUGAGGUGCCUUCCGGGGAGAAGCUUGCAGAAGCUAAGUAUUUAAGGGCUGUCAUGAUCGAGUCGAUGCGCUGGCGUGGAGCUGCUCCGCAAGCCGUCCCACACGUCCUGACCCGUGACGACACAUAUCGCGGGUUCAGGUUCACCAAAGGGACAAUCUUUAUCAUCAACGCCUGGGGUAUCCACAUGGAUGAGAAGUGGUACGAGAAGCCCGAGGAGUUCAACCCGGAUCGGUACAUGGAGAACCCUUGGGGCGUCAGGCCAGAGAUGAGGGACGCUGCCGAGAAGGAGAACCGCCGGCCAACGUACAACUUUGGCGCGGGCCGCCGGAUGUGUCCCGGAUUCGAUUACGGCGAAAACCAUAUCUUAAUCGCGCUGGCUAAAUUGGCUUGGGAGUUUGACGUUGUGGCGAAGGGCCCUUUGGAUCUAGACGUUGAUACCGGGUACCACUCGGACUUGAUUCUGGCUCCCAAGUCGUUUGAUGUAGAUUUUAUGCCGCGAAGCGAGCUUGCCCUCAAACACGCCAUCGGUCUCGGCCAGACACCAAAUGUCGUCCCCGUGACACAGCCGUAUCUGAAUGGACCUCCUCGGCCUGUCGAGGUUGGAUGGCAUCCCGUCGGCGGUCUCGCCGGCAAGUGGUUCGCCGAAGACACCGGCCUAGGCAAGAUGAUCACCGAGAGGAUCAAGUUCUAUCCGGAUCCGACGCAGCAUUGGGCCGUACUGGUCGGCGACUUUGCCCACCAACUGUGGAUGGAUGAGAACUUUCAUGUCAUCUACACCAACGAGAGAUACAAGCGGGAUGAGUGGCGGACAUUUCCGGUAGGAGAGACGCGCUUCAAUGACGACGCGAUUCGGCGAGCCGGUGAGUCGGUGAUCCAGAACAUUAGAGAGAGGCAGCCUGCGUAUAACCUCAUCACCAACAACUGCCAAACAUACGCCCUGCAACUGCUUGAUGCCAUCAAGGUCGACGGCCAGAAGGACUUCGGCACUACACUUGCCGUCUACCACAGACUCACUGGGCAUGGAAAGGUCAUGGAUCUGUUCGCCACGCCAGAGCAGCAGCAGCAACAACAAGCUGCUAUUCAAGGGCCGCCAUCACAACUCGCGCUACCGGCCCCGCCCGGCCCUCAAACAGGCUCACCGCUCGGCACGCCACCCCCGGGUUCUCCACCGUACGGCACACCGCCUCCGGGUGCCAUGUACCCGCCCCCGCCUGGACCGCCGCCUCCAGGCAUGUACCCCUACGGUCCAGGAUCUCCGCCCCCCGGCGCGCAUCCCUACGGACCCGGAUCGCCGCCGCCUGGUCCCUACCCAUACGGACCAGGGACGCCGCCGCCUCACCCGCCACCCGGCAUGCAUCCUUACGGUCCCAUCACGCCGCCGCCAGGCUCCCAACCCUACUUGCCCGGUUCUCCACCGCCAAACAUUUCGUACACUCCCGGUCCGCACGCGGGUACGGUCUCGUACGCCCAGCAGCUCAUGCACGACAACACAACGCAGCUCAACACUGAGGACGAGGCCAAGAAGCACAGCGGCGAGAGAGGCAUGAACGGGGACAAGAAGAAGAAGAGUUUCUUUUCACUAUCACGCUUUACGAAGAGCUGA